AUGAGCAGCAGUAGAACGCAGAAGGUGAUGGUUCCACCUAUCAACUUAAUGUUCAAGUUUCUCCAACAACAGUCGACGGUUCAAAUAUGGCUCUACGAACAGAAUAAUACUCGGAUAAAUGGAAUAAUCAAAGGCUUUGACGAAUUCAUGAACGUAGUUGUCGAUGAAGCUAUUGAAAUUAAUCUUAAAACACAGAAACAAAGGAAACUGGGUCGAUUGUUGUUGAAGGGCGACAACAUCACAUUAAUCUCUACAUUGAGCAACUGA
Komagataella phaffii GS115 is the source of this 267-nucleotide messenger RNA. RefSeq names its product Core Sm protein Sm E. The record is from RefSeq and is a predicted model, not a curated record. Gene Ontology annotation, cellular component: U5 snRNP; U4 snRNP; U1 snRNP. Gene Ontology annotation, biological process: spliceosomal snRNP assembly; mRNA splicing, via spliceosome. The coding region runs from base 1 to 267 and encodes 88 amino acids. NCBI's taxonomy places the organism in Eukaryota, Fungi, Ascomycota, Pichiomycetes, Pichiales, Pichiaceae. The transcript has 2 exons. Gene Ontology annotation, molecular function: RNA binding.